GAAGAGGGAAAAACAGAACGAGAGAAUCCUAAAAACUGCAUCUGCUCCUCAGUCGGUAACUAACCAGCCAGCCAGUCAACCAGUCAACCAGACGCUCAGCUAGUAAGGCAGCCAGUCUACUACUACUACUACACUUUUUAGUUAGGAAACCUGUUUGUCAGACCCGGACUGGUUGAUCAGUCAGUAUAAGUCAGCAACUGAGCAGACAGUCAGCUAGCCAGUCAGUUAGUUGGUUAGUUUGUAGCUUAAUCUGUUAUUUAUUUGGACAGUCAGUCAGUUGGUUAGUUGGUCAUAGAGUGUUCAGUGAAUUUGCUGAAUUCAGUCAGCGAAUUAAGCAUCCAGACAGUCAGUAAGGCAGAGCCAUUAAACCAGUCAUCCAUCCGUCCCUCCAGUCAGGCAGCGAGUCAGCUGGCCACUGAGGGGAGUGGCUGUCUUCUGCUGCCUCCAGCUGAAUGGUAGUCAGUCAUCCAGCCUCCCACUCAGUGCUUCCGUCCGUCCGUCAGUCGGUGGGUGUAGAUGCGGGGCUGCCGGUCAGCUGCUCUGGACGGCUCGUAUCUCCCUCAGGAUCUCACACCGUUGAACCAGCUGAGGAGCCACUGAGAGGUUUAUUGCAGUCAUCACUAUGACUGAUGGGGAUUAUGACUACCUUAUAAAGCUCCUUGCCCUGGGGGACUCCGGCGUGGGGAAGACCACCUUCCUCUACCGAUACACAGACAACAAGUUCAACCCCAAGUUCAUUACCACAGUGGGCAUCGACUUCAGGGAAAAGAGAGUGAUGUACACAGCAACCAAUGGGACAACCACAGGGAAGACCUUUAAGGUCCACCUUCAGCUCUGGGACACAGCUGGACAGGAGAGGUUCCGCAGCCUGACAACGGCGUUCUUCAGGGACGCCAUGGGGUUCCUGCUGAUGUUUGACCUCACCAGCCAGCAGAGCUUCCUCAACGUCAGAAACUGGAUGAGCCAGCUACAGGCCAAUGCCUACUGUGAGAAUCCAGAUAUAGUGCUGGUCGGAAACAAGGCGGAUCUGGCCGACCAGCGGGAGGUUCAAGAGAAACAGGCCAAGGAGCUGGCUGACAAAUACGGAAUCCCGUACUUUGAGACGAGUGCAGCGACGGGAGCGGAGGUGGACAAGUCGGUGAUAACCCUGUUGGACCUGGUCAUGAAGAGGAUGGAGCAGUGCGUCGACAAACCGCCCGCCGAGCCAGCAAAUGGAAACGGCGCCACAAAGCUCGCCGACGUGCAGACCAGUGAGAAGAAAUGUGCAUGCUAGAUGAAGAGGCGGUCCGGGAAACGACCAGUCAGCGCUCCUCUGUCGUCCGUCCUUCUACCCGCCACAUUCCCUCCUUCUUUUACUCUCUCUGUCAUCUUUGAUUGCAUGUCUGUUUUGUCACUCUGCUCUUUAAACCUAACCUGAACCAUCUUCUGCUCCUCUUCUCUCUCCCUUUAUUUUUCCUCCUCCUUUCCCAGCUGUCUGCCAGUCUUGCAAUGAAGCAACCAUGUCCCCCUCUAGUGGAUCUUCAAGUUAAUGCAGUCUCAGCCUGUCUGCCUUUUAACUCUGUCCAGGAGGAAAUUAGAACAGGAGGGUACAGUUUCAUCACUGUCAGAUACAUAAUGUGCCUCAGUUAAAACAUGCAGCCUGGGACCUAAACUCUGCACGCUCCCAAUUUCUCUGCUCACAACUGGUUUGAAUGAUUUAAACGGAUCUAAACAGGCAAAAAGAGAUUUAAAAAUUUAAUCCAAUCUCUUUUAAAGUCUGAUCUGCUCAUCACCUCGUAACAAGGGAAAGGUCUUGCUUCCUGCUGAACCUGUCAUCUGGUGUCCGCUUAAUCUGGGCCACGAAGAGUUUAACAUCAGGCUGUGUGUUUGUGUAAAUGAAGUCAUGGUCCGCUCCUGAAACCUUUCCUCCCGAGCAACCGGGCUGAGCAGCUGCGUGGCCAGCGCGUUUUCAUUUUUAUUUUCCUCUGUUCCACCCUGCACAUUUCCCAACGCUCCGCCCAUAUUAGCCACACGCGGUCAUUUUUCAGUGUUUCAAGCUGUCGUAAAAAUUGUGUAAUUAGCUGUGGUGUCAUGGUGGAGGUCUGUGACACCUGAGUGAGCGGCUGUUCACAGAUUACAGCAGCAUCCAACCUGCCUGCCUACCGUGAUGUCCGCUCUGGUUCAGAUUGAUCAGUGAUUGUUUGCCUGUGACGCUAAUGUCAGCUUGUUAGCUUCUGUUGCUAACUUUAGGAUACAGCACAAUGGCCUGUGGCAGUAAAUAUUAGGGCCUACAUUAAACUUUAUUUAGUAACAAUGAAUAAAGAUACAGGACACAGAGAUACCCGUGACCCUUGGUCAGAGCAGAUUAUUCUGAUAAUGGUCAUUAGCUAACUAGUUAUGUCGUCAUAUUUUCCAUCAACACGCAUGAUAAAUUGAAUAUUUGUGCGCACACCCGUGAGAACAGGCUGUCCAUCACCAUAGUACAAGCUCCGCUAACCAUCACUGACUGCUUGUUAGCACAUCCGACAACGAAUUUGAAGCUGGCUAGCUACAAAGGAGGUAAUGUGAGGUUAUCAGUGUUAGCAGUGUUAGCAUGUGGCAUGCUAAUAUUGCCAAAAGCAGCUGAUUUCAGUGCAGAGUAUAGACAGUUUAACUUUCAUCUGGAAAUAAAUACAGACGCAUUAGCUCUUCCUGUUCUAGGUUGUUCUGUUGCUGCUUUCUACGCCAACAAAACAAAACCAAAACAAUAACAUGCCGUAAGUUAAGCUAACGUAACAUUCCUUUUUUUUCCAUUCAAGAGCAUUGGUUGCACUGAUGAUAUUGGACACGUUGUAAUUUUGCUAAGUAUAUACUGUACACUAUUUAUCUUUCUCAGCCCUAACUCGGGACUGUUCACUGAAAACUGAACAGACGGACAGACACUAAAAGGCUUCAGCUAGCUCUCUGUUAGCAGCCCGGUUGGUUAUCCUUUGCUCUUGCACAGCUGGUUCUCCUUCAGACCUCCAUGAUGGUUCCAGACUCGGCUGAUUUCGGAUUUGCAGACAGCACGCCAUUCAUAAUGUAAGACGGAUAUGGGUAUAGCAUGGCACAUGUGAGAAAAAAAACCCUCCAUUGUAUGUCAUUAAUAGUGUCCUAGACCAGGAUUAACGUAUUGUUCCUGAUACGUAUACUGCCUUGGCUUGUUAAGCGUUAUUCCACUGUGACGGAACAGACUUCCAUCUCUGUGAGAGUUUGAGAUCGGUCAGCUACAAACAUCAGCUGCUCUGUGGGUGCAAUGUCACCAUGACAGAAAAUUUUAUGAUAAUGGCUAUUUUACAGACACAACAAACACGGUAUGUACUUUUCAAUGCAUAUGCAUUGGAAAAAAGUUAAAUUAAUUUGUCAAAGGAGAAGAUAAUUAUAUGUAAUAAGCAUCAUCAUGAAAAUAGACCUUUAUGAGGAAACGUCAGCUGGGAGACGUCGGUGUUUCAGAGCAGCUGAUGUUCGAUGUUGACCUCUCAUCUCUUUAUAACAGACAGUGAAAUAUCGCCUUAAGGCCCCAUUCAUGACCAAUGUUGUUCGCAUAUAACGUGACCAAUUAUUUAUAUUAAAAGAAGUGUAAAACAUAGUUUAUUAUUUGUGUUGCCAUAUUUUUGAUUUGUUCUUUAUAUCUGAUGCUCCCAUUUGCUUUGCUUUUUUCAUUUUCACGCCGUCCAGAGAGAAAAUCUCUUCUUAUUUUUUCAUUGCUGUAGUGCUCUUAAGAUCACUUGUCAAAUUAACCUGAAAAUUACAAUUUAUCAAUAAAACACACUCUAACAUGAAGAAAAUGCACUAUUAUAAACUCUUGAAGAAUUAGAGUAGAACUUUUUUUCUUUGCUCUGAGUUGACUUUUUGGUUUCACAUGUGAAAUGACUGUGGACCAAAUUUUUUACUUUCUAAAACUUGGGUUUUGUUGCUUAACACUAUAUUUGCUUUUUUGCACCAUUUAACAGUAGAGCAGUAGAAAUCCAGCAGAAAACAUAAUCACAUGAGGUUAUCAGUUUAAAAGGCUGCAUAUUUAGCUUGAGCACAGCAAAAAACAUUAGUCUUUAAAAGCAUUUUAGAAGUAAUUUAACAAUCAAAAAUCAGAGUCCAAGAUGAUCUCUUUUGUUUUAAGUGCAGCUCAACGGUUUUCUUUAUAUCAAGUAACACCUUGAUCUGCCUUACUUCAUGAAAAAUGUUGAACCACGUUGAGGUGCACCAGAAACAAGGGGAAUUAUCUUUUUGGGUGCCGCCUGCUGGCAUUUAAAUCCUAAUUUUGUCCUUCAGCGAGGCGAGGGACGGGUUCAGUCCCAGCUCACAGCUGCAGGCUGGUUUCCAAAGUGCACUGAAUCCACUGGCUGCCAAAUGGAUCAACAGUAAUGUUAAGUAUACUGUGUGUGAGGCUUGUUAAUGGCAAAACACUGCUGUGGCCAUUUUAAAGAUUCUAAAAAUCAAUUUUUCAGUUAUAUUUUCAGUAUGGAUCCCUCUUGACCUCUCCUAAGUGAAAGCACCACAGAGCUUUACCUUUUAAUCAGCCAGUGUGCCAAAUGAAAAAAGGAAAUGACACAAACCCAAACCUCAUUCUGCCGUUCACUCAGACAAAAACCGCCCGCACACUUUCUAGAAAUGGGUUUUUAGACUCAACGUAAGGAGACGGCUCACACUGUAACAUUCUCUCCCGGUGGCUUAGCAGCAGAAUUAUUAGAAUGUUCCCAGAAAAUACUGCAUCUCUAGGUUUUGUUGCACUGUUUCAGCUGAUCUCGCCUUUUUUGGUUCAAAUAUUUAGAUUUUAUCUUUUAUUUUGGCCUCAAGUGAUUCAAUCAUAAUGUACAAGUACAUAUUUCUAAAUCCUUAGAGAAGCAGAGUGGUGAAAUCCUCUUAGCACAUGUUUUAUUUUUAUUUUGUUGGUUUCCUUUGCUCCAACUUUUUUUUUCAUGAAGGAAAAAAAAAAUUGAAGAAAAGUUUGACCACUUGGGGGCAGCGGAACAAGCUGAAAACACAGCAUUGACAUAUUAACCUCUUAUUAAGUUGUAGACAGAGUGAUAUUUUCAUUCCAUUGGAGCAGAGUUUGUGUCCACCGGAUCGAUUCAUUUCCAAUAUUUACGCUCCUGUUAGCUCCAUUUUGGUCUCCACCAACUCCUGAGAAAAAUAUGUGGCUGGUAACUGUGUCAGCUGUUUGGUGCUGGACAGGAAGUGGUUGGUGAGGCUGAACCGUACACUAAAUAUGCCGUAAAACCAAAACAGUGAGCUAAAUGAGGCUAAAAAGCUCUGUAUCGUGCUGCGUAGUUCUCCAUAGGUUCAUGAGUGUCACUUCUCUCGCAUUACACAACCUAUAAUGUCUGUAAAAAUAUGAAUCAUUACAGCUGACUCAUACGUGUGUUUUCAAAAGAUUACUAAGUGUUGAUUUCAUUCAAGCCACUAAUCAGGUGUGUAACUCCUCAGUUUCUCAAAAGUUUCCAUAUCUUUGGCAAAAGUUUCCUCUUUUCUUGAAGAAAAAAUGGCUGGUUGUCCAUAAAUGCUCAUUUUGGUUUGAAAAAAAAAAACUUUGUUUCUUUAGUUACUUUAAUCUUAAUUUCUUUUUUAUUGUUAUUCAAAAUAAGAUGAAUCAGAUCAGAUCAAAUAAAACACAGGAAGAAAAUGAACUCAAAUAAAAAGCUUCAGCAGCACCAAGUGAAAGGUGGUGUAGUUAGCAUUUGAGCCCUCAGCUCGAUGGACGAGUGAACGUCUUGAACCAAUGCCUUUUAAUCGAGACAAUCCUCUGAAGCAGUUUGUCCGCUUUUAUCUCAGCCUUUCUCUUUAUGUUGCUCGUUAUAUUUCCUCCAAUUUGAUUGAAACUCUGAGAAAACGUUUGAUGCCUUUUUGCUUAACUUCAGUAUUCAGUUGUGCCACAUCUGACAUCUGCUGACGUCACAUUUCCGUUCACUGUAUUGAGUCUGGUUUUCUCUUUGGGAAGUCUUACUCGGCUUCGGUCGAUUUUGAAUUCACUUUGAAAGUUUACACUGUUUGAAGAGUCAUGUUGUGCCUGCUAUGAACUCUUCUGUCUUAUCCUCUGUAAAGUUUGUGAGCUACUAAAUAUUUUAAUGCAUUGUCGAUUAUAGAUCACAGGCAGAGGCAAAAGAGACCAGGAGUCAUCAUGUUGUUUUUGUGCCCGAUAUAUCAAAUCAACUAAUCAAUCCAAGUACCUCUCAGAGCUUUUAUUUUUGGAAAUCCUCUUUGUGAGUUCUCUCUGAUGCCUGCGGUUUGGACACGUUCCUUCAGUUUUCACUGCGUGUAUCGAUGCCUGUGUGUUUGUUGGGUUUGUUGCACCGUCAGCAUGUUUGACACAACGAGAAUGAAAUGACCUGUGAUGCGAUUAAUGUUUCUGAUGUCAGAGCUGCAAAUAAACCUGUGUUUGUUUUAUUCUGUGAGUUUUGUUUUUCCAGAAGAGUUUGCUUUGGUUUUGGUUUGAUGCGGGUAUUAAUGGCUGCGUUGUCGUGAGAAAAAUUAAGAAAUGUUAAAAGCGUCUCUUUGGUUGGCGAGUCUGCGAGCAGUGACAGCGCGGCGUUUCUUGGCGAGACGUUCACAGACACUCCGUCCAAAAACAAAGCAUUCAUUUGUUUCUGUUUUCAGCAUUCAGGUCUUGAGUCUCUUAAUUAUACAGCAUGUAUACAGUAUUUAUUGAUGCUUUAAGUCAUCUGGAAGGAAAGUUGUAUUAUCAGAGGCACUGCAGCAAAUUCAGGGAAUAUUUGCAAUGAAAGUAAGUCCUAGAUCUUAGAUAAAAGUCUUCAUAUAUUAAUAUCGCAGUGAGCUUAUAUUUAAAUAUUUUAAGUAAAUGGCAAAAAUGUAGACAAGACAAAGUACAGCAACACUUCUGAAUGGUUGCUACUUACUCGACUUGACUCGAACAAUAGCCAUUGUUGGGUAAAUUAUUCCAAUAUGCGCAUUAGAAAAUUAAUUUUCAUCCAUGGGCUCCAGUGUUUCCCCUCUGGAAGCUAGCUACUAGCAUUAGCAUGCUAGUAGUUAGCACUAACAUUUAACACUUGCAAAAGCAUAUUUGUUGGCAUGCUUCCAUCAUAGCUAAGGCUGAUAUUUUAGCAUUUAAACAGACAGACAGUUUCAUAGAACCAGGAAUCGUAAAAGACCAAACAGAGUCAAGUGUCUGUGCUUCAGGUCAGGAACGCCACGCUGCCGCAAUGACUAUCAGACCGUCAACUGCCAAAAAAUCCUCCGUUAGCAAAGCCGUGCUCAUCUGGCACCUGCUCAAUGUGGGAUUAAGCAAACCAAACACAAAGUUUUAUUUGGGAAAAAUACUCGUCAGUAAAGUAUUUGCAAUGACUUUAAACAUUGUUUCAGUGCUUUUAGCACAUUUUAUGAAGUAUGAAUUUAAUACCUGUGUUUUUGAUGAAGCUGAUGUGCUGAAGUGCCACUUUAAGUAAAAAUAUUAGGAUGCAUUUGCUCAUGACAGCUGUAAAAUGUAUAAAAACAAACAAAAAAACAGAUGGCUUUUUGGUUUUGAAAGUGUUAUAAACUGGAACUGAACUUGUGUGUUUUGUAUCUUUGUAGAGUCAGUUGUUUGCAUUUUCUCUAGCCGAAGCAUUUGUUAUAGAUGAUGAUUGAUCGACUUUGCAGUCAAUUUAUCCAGACAUUGUGAGAUCUGACAGCUGAUUAAAGAUG
Chelmon rostratus (copperband butterflyfish) is the source of this 7632-nucleotide messenger RNA. RefSeq names its product RAB27B, member RAS oncogene family (gene rab27b). The coding region runs from base 623 to 1273 and encodes 216 amino acids. Gene Ontology annotation, molecular function: GTP binding; GTPase activity. Gene Ontology annotation, cellular component: secretory granule; melanosome. Gene Ontology annotation, biological process: melanosome transport; positive regulation of exocytosis. The transcript has 6 exons. The record is from RefSeq and is a predicted model, not a curated record. Lineage: Eukaryota; Metazoa; Chordata; Actinopteri; Chaetodontiformes; Chaetodontidae.